Molecule: messenger RNA, 1833 nt
Organism: Penicillium salamii
Lineage: Eukaryota; Fungi; Ascomycota; Eurotiomycetes; Eurotiales; Aspergillaceae
Source: the annotation of a GenBank genome assembly
AUGCACCUCCAGGGCUCCCAGCACACAAGCUCGUCGGGCUCUGGUCAAACAUCAAGCUCCCAGUCAGGUCAAUGCCACCAGAAUGAGCCCCGUACGCCAUAUUGUCCACGAUAUCAACAAUCCACCAACCCGACCUCUUGUGAAAGCAGCAAUGUGGCCUUGAACAACAUGUUCAGUCGGAUGACUAUCCAAAACUCUCGUUCCAAGUUCAGUGGCUCGAAGAACACUGCUCCUGCUCAAUUAAACACGAGCAUGGACUGGUCGAAUGCCAAUCGUGCCUACAACAGUCCUUUCAUCCUGCUUCCCAACUCGACCGUCUUCAAUGGCGUUCCGACCGUGUCAUCGUUUGUUCCCAACACUUUGUCGGGUCAAAAUGACUCAAUGGGCCAGUUCUCGUACCUUCCAACUGGUAUCUAUCCAAAUGUCGGCCCCGUGAUGGCUGGUGCCUAUCCUUCAUGGCCUUACAUGAUGAGCUAUGAUCUUCAAGAUGGAAAGAAUGCCAAGCAAGGUACUUGGAACAUGGCCGACGCUCAAAACGGAGCCCAAACAGAGAACGCAGGCCAGUUACAAUACUGCUAUCCUUCCGCUUACAUGUCUUCCGUUGAUAGUGGCUCUAUGUCCUCGAUUGGCAGCUACUCAUAUGGAACAAUGUCUCCCCAGUUUGGGUCACUUUCACUCCCGCUCCAAAUGAUGAAGACACCUAAUGGAUAUGCGGUUCAAGACCUGGAGGCCAUCACCCAGCAAGAUCCCGCCAUCCCACGUGCAGUGCCUGCUAUGUGGACCAAUCCCUCUGAAUUGACUCUUGCCAAGUGCUUGGAGAACCGCGAGGGGAUUACGAACGUCUACAUUCGAGGUUUCCUGCCAGAGACGACUGAUGAGAUGCUACAUGCAUACGCUGCGCGGUUCGGAAAAAUCGAACGCUGCAAGGCGAUAGUGGACCUGGAUACCAGCCUUUGCAAAGGUUUCGGGUUCGUCCAGUAUUACAGCUUUGAGUCCUGCGAAAACUGUAUCCGGGGUUUCUUCUACCUUGGCUACCAGGCUAGCUUCGCUCAAAAGUCUCGCAACUCUCGUCUGAAGGAUCUCGAAGACAGGUCUUCUACAAACAUAUAUUGCACUAACAUCCCAAUGGAAUGGACCGAGGCUGACCUUCGCAAUCACUUCGAACCAUGGCGCGUUGUAUCGGAAAAGAUCAGCCGGGAUGAGAAAACGGGUGUAAGCAAGGAAGUGGGCUUCGCAAGGUUUGAAAAUCGCGAAAUUGCCGAGAAGGUUCUGACCGAGUUUCACAACGUCACCACGGAGGAUGGGGUUAAGUUGCUUUUGCGCUUUGCCGAUACCAAAGCUCAGAAGAUCUUGAAGCAGCAGAGCAAUGAGCGUCGGGCUUAUCGCGCGGGGGAGUACAACUACUCAGUCGAGGUGGUGCAAGGGUCCACUCCUUCUCCUUCGAUGCGACGUACCUCACACCUCACUCCAAACUCCCAAGUCAGCUAUGCAUCCCCAGUUGGAGCUGGCUCAGACUGGACCCCAGCCACUACAAUCUCCCCAUGUCAUCCGCAUCUGAAGAAGGCGUCAAGCAGUGCACGGGAUAGUUCGUUAUCGUCACGGAGCCUCAACGCGCUUGACAUUCCCUCUCGUCAUCGCGGUCGAGCACGUUCUUUGGACCGUCGCUCUUACACUGAUCUCUCUGGUGGUUCAUCCAAGACCGUCAUUCCAGGGACACCUAUCGAAGCUUGCUCCCACGCUUCGACCCCUCGAAAGGAGAACAUGCGAGCGCGCUCUGCCUCUGCAGAUUCGUCCCCCAUGAUCAUUCUCUCCCCUAUCCGGUCGUGCGCUUAG